CUAUAUCUUUGCAUGUCUGGGUUUUUUUGAUUGGCUACUUGGCAUUUUAAAUGAUGGAUUUUAGAGACCCUGGAUUCUGUUUUGCUUCUCUGAUUCAUAAUUUUUAUUCUAGAAGGCAGUUAUCUUGGCUGAACUCAAACUCCAGACUGUCUCCUCUGUAGUGGUAGCAGCUGAAAUCUUUACUUAGUUAUUCAGUUUCCAGCUGCUGAUUUUCUGCCAGGACCCCUGGGGUCCCCUCCCUCACCUUGUGAUUAGUUUAGUGAUCAGCACAGGUCUUAGGAGGACUUUGUUUACUGAUUCUGGAGAUCACCGCUUCUUUGGCUCCCUCUCUUACAGGUUAUCCUUCCUAAAUUUCUGAUAGUUCUCAGGCUGAAAGUCUGUCAUCUGAUAUCUCAAGCCAGUAAGACUUGGCUUUCUGCUCAACCCACCCCCAGUGGCAAGCGGAUUCAGCAGUGCCCUCAGUCAGAAAACCACAAAUGUGCAAAUCUCACCUCCUGAGAUUUACCCGCCAGCUGCUGUCUUCCCUUGCCAGGGCAUGUGUGGUUUCUGCAGGCAGGAUGGCUUCCAGAGAGGAAAGGGAGGACCCAGUUUACUGCUCUCACAUCCAAUCAGAUAAGUUGCCCCUUGUUCCCCAUGAAGGAGAUCGUGAGGGAGUGGAGAGAAGUCAGGAGUAUACUGUCUGAGCUACAUCAGUGUGGAAGUCGAAGUAGGGAGGAGAUGUUCUCCUCUGACACUCCAUAGAACCUUGUUCUCUUGAGAGCCUAUGCCUACAGUCGACUUAGUAGAAGAGGUCAGCAGUUUGUCGUACAGUUCGAAGACCCUCAUGGUGAUAACAACCUGAGGGGAAACACUAAUUGAAAGCAGUCGAGCAACCGAAAGCAGACAGAAAUUAGAGGGGAAAGAUAAAGUGCCAGUUUUCCCUCCAGAUUCUUUAUGUGUCAGUAGUAUAAUGCUUAUAAUCCAGUCCCCCUUUGUACCAAGAUUAAAUUCUCUCUCUAUUUUCUAUCCCAAAUUAAGCCAAGUUAUCCAGCAUAGCAUAUGAGAGGUUCUGCAGGUACAUGGUGACUGAUCUCUGCUGCCCAGGAAUCCAGGAGGAUGUCUGGAGGAGGAUGUCCAGAGGAGGAUGUCCAGAGGAGGACGUCUAGAGGAGGACAUCCAGAGGGGGAUGUCCGGAGGAGGACUUCCAGAGGAUGCUAUCCGGAGGAGGAUGUCUAGAGGAGGACGUCCAGAGGAGGAGGUCCAGAGGGGGACGUCCAGAGGGGGAUGUCUAGAGGAGGAUAUCUGGAAGAGUGGCUGCCUGUGGACAUGUUAUCUUUGUUCUAUUUGAUGCUUUUGAUUUAAACCCACUUUGUCUGAGAUUACUAUGGCCACCCCUGCUUUCAUUUUGUCUGUUUUCACCUGGUAUAUCCUAACCCAUAAUUCUUUCUGUCAUUUUGUUUUAGGUGGAUCCCAAAUAGCAUAGAGUUGGGUAUGGUUUUUGUUUUUCAUGACUUGGAGUGUUACUCCAUGGAUUCCUUUGGGCAACCCAGACCAGAAGAUAACCAGUCAGUAGUCAGCAGAAUGCAAAAGAAAUACUGGAAAACGAAACAGGUCUUCAUCAAAGCAACAGGGAAAAAGGAGGACAAGCACGUGGUGGCAUCUGAUGCCGAGCUGGACGCUAAACUUGAGGUUUUUCACUCCAUUCAAGAGACGUGCACUGAACUUCUGAGGAUAGUUGAGAAAUAUCAGCUAAGACUCAAUGUUAUAUCAGAGGAAGAAAACGAACUAGGGCUCUUUUUAAAGUUUCAAGCAGAACGGGAUACAACACAAGCUGGCAAAAUGAUGGAUGCCACUGGCAAGGCACUCUGUUCUUCAGCCCAGCAAAGAUUAGCCCUGUACGCUCCCCUGUCUCGUCUUAAGCAAGAAGUAGCCACGUUCAGUCAAAGGGCGGUAUCUGACACCUUGAUGACGAUCAAUCGGAUGGAGCAGGCGCGCACAGAAUACAGAGGGGCGCUGCUGUGGAUGAAAGAUGUGUCCCAAGAACUAGACCCAGACACCUUAAAACAGAUGGAAAAGUUCAGAAAAGUACAGAUCCAAGUGAGAAAUAGCAAAACUUCUUUUGACAAGUUAAAGAUGGAUGUUUGUCAGAAAGUGGAUUUGCUUGGAGCUAGUCGCUGCAAUAUGUUAUCUCAUUCGCUCAUUGCCUACCAGAGAACACUGCUUGGAUUCUGGGAGAAAACAGCUCGAAUGAUGUCCCGAAUCCACGGGGCUGGCACUGGCUUUCAUCCGUAUGAUUUUGUAGCUCUCAAGCAACUACAAGACACUCCAGGCAAGCCUACUGAAGACGACAGAGAACAAAUAGAAAACAAUUCUCUCGUGGAAAACCUCAAUAAGUUAGUUUUGUCAGAUGAAGACGUGAGCUUGGGAAGUGAACCAGCAACCAAAGAUCACAAGGAAAAACAUUUUCAAACGAGGGAAUUUGAAGCACCUCAGAUUUCUAACUCUGAAAAUGUUGCAAAAGAUUUACCUGUAGAUUCAUUGGAAGAUGAUUUUGAGAAGGAAUUCUCAUUUCUGAACAACCUCCUAAGUCCUGGUCCUUCCAGUACCCGUGAAUUUACCCAAGAAUGCCAGCAUGCCUCUGGGAGCCCCAAUGCCAGUCUCUCGUCCCAGGAGCCUUUGGUGGGGUCUGAGUCGCUUGCUCAUUCCUCACGAUUCCUUCCUUCACGACUCUUUGACCUUGGCCUUCAUGCCACUGGAGCUUUCAACAGCUGGGCCUCCCAAGGGAGAUUAGAACUUCCUCUUUCACACACUGAUAACCAGCCAGUGCCUUCACAGAGUCCAAAGAAGUUAACAAAAUCUCCUAACAAGUGUAACCAAGACAUGUCAGCCUGGUUCACUCUAUUUGCAGACUUGGAUCCACUUUCAAACCCAGAUGCUAUUGGACACUCAGACGAUGAACUACUUAAUGCGUGACUGAAGUUAUGAUGUCAUUUCAAUGGCUUUGAGACAUCAAUUUGGCAACAUAUUGCCUUUGUGGAAAGGAGUUUAUUUUGUAACCCAGACACAAAAGUAUCAGGUUUGCCAGUAUCACACUUGUCAGCCAACUUUAGACACAUGGUGAGGACCACAUUUGAAUAGAUUAAGUAUCUUUUUUAUAUCUUGGAUUUGCAGCUGUUGAUAAUACAUGGAAAAUAUUAGAAAAUUAAAAAAUGAGUCUGAAAUAGA
Diceros bicornis minor is the source of this 3204-nucleotide messenger RNA. It is a transcript of the gene ICA1L, whose product is annotated as islet cell autoantigen 1 like. Gene Ontology annotation, cellular component: Golgi apparatus. Gene Ontology annotation, molecular function: protein domain specific binding. Bases 1471 to 2952 code for a protein of 493 amino acids. The record is from RefSeq and is a predicted model, not a curated record. NCBI's taxonomy places the organism in Eukaryota, Metazoa, Chordata, Mammalia, Perissodactyla, Rhinocerotidae. Gene Ontology annotation, biological process: regulation of transport. The transcript is spliced from 13 exons.